Eucalyptus grandis is the source of this 3373-nucleotide messenger RNA. Its product is annotated as nuclear poly(A) polymerase 4. Bases 565 to 2811 code for a protein of 748 amino acids. The transcript is spliced from 12 exons. NCBI's taxonomy places the organism in Eukaryota, Viridiplantae, Streptophyta, Magnoliopsida, Myrtales, Myrtaceae. The record is from RefSeq and is a predicted model, not a curated record. Gene Ontology annotation, molecular function: RNA binding; poly(A) RNA polymerase activity. Gene Ontology annotation, cellular component: nucleus.
UUGGAAAAAUCAACUCUCGCUUUCUCUCUCUAUCUGCAUCUUCGCCAACGCGAUUUCGCACUGCGAUUCCUCUUCAUCAUCUGCUUCGCCAUUCGCCCUUCUCCCUCUCGAAUUGGGUAGAGAUUCCGCUUCUUCUUCCCCCCUUUCCCCCUUUCCUCUUUUGGGUUCCUCCGCUGGCGGUGCCGAUUCGCGGUCGGUCUGCGUUCUCCGCUAGGGUUUCGGCUUUUUCUUGAUCCGCUCCCGUUCCUCGCUUGUUCCUUCUUAUUCUACCUUGGCGGGCCCCCUUUCUCUCGAUGGGACCGGAAAGUCGGAGUCUUUGGUCCUCCCCCGAUUCCUCUCUGUUCCGAUCGGGGCUCGAUUCCGGCGAUUUCGGCGAUCUCGGCGAUCGGCGAUCGGUCCUUCGGUUCUAGGUCUUCUGGGUAUCUGCCGGAAUUGGUCGGGGGUGUUCUUGGGGGAUAAAGGGGGGAUUUUGUGCUUUUUUUCUUCUUUGGCGUCUCUUUUCGUCGAUUGGGACGGUUCUUGGCCCGAUUGGGGUUCCGCCUUUUUGCGUUCGAUUCGUCUCAGAUGGUGAGCUCGGAGGGUUUGGGGGCAUCGCCGCCGCCGGCGAUGGCGACGACGGCGACGGCCGCGAAGCAAUUCGGGGUCACGAAACCGAUAUCGGUGUUGGGGCCCACCGAGGUCGAUGUUCAGAGAAGCAUGGAGUUGGAGAAGUUUUUGGUCGAUGCUGGGCUCUAUGAGAGCGAAGAGGAGGCUCUGAAGAGACAGAUGGUUCUCGAUCGGAUUGGGCAGAUUGUAAAAGAUUGGGUGAAGCAACUAACUCGUCUACGCGGGUACUCGGAUCAAAUGGUGGAGGAUGCAAAUGCUGUUAUUUUUACUUUUGGUUCUUAUAGGCUUGGGGUACAUGGCCCUGGUGCUGACAUAGACACUUUGUGUGUUGGGCCAUCCUAUGUGAAUCGAGAGGAGGAUUUCUUCUUCAUAUUGCAUGACAUCCUGGCACAGAUGGAAGAAGUGACGGAAUUACAGCCAGUUCCCAAUGCUCAUGUGCCUGUAAUGAAAUUUAAGUUUGAUGGGAUAUCAAUCGACCUUCUUUAUGCAAGCAUUUCGCUACUGGUUGUGCCAGAUGAUUUUGACAUCUCCCAAGUAUCUGUUCUGUAUGAUGUUGAUGAACCUACUGUUCGAAGUCUCAAUGGGUGCAGGGUUGCAGAUCAAAUUCUGAAGCUUGUUCCGAAUGCUGAGAAUUUUCGGACUACACUCCGCUGUCUAAAGCUUUGGGCUAAAAGGCGUGGCGUCUAUUCCAAUGUGACUGGAUUUCUUGGUGGUGUCAACUGGGCAUUGCUUGUAGCUCGUGUGUGCCAGCUUUAUCCUAAUGCGGUCCCCAGUAUGCUAGUUUCACGGUUCUUCAGAGUUUAUACACAGUGGCAUUGGCCAAACCCAGUUAUGUUAUGCCCAAUUGAAGAGGAUGAACUUGGCUUUUCUGUUUGGGAUCCACGUAAAAAUCCUCGUGACAGGACCCAUCAUAUGCCUAUCAUAACACCUGCAUAUCCUUGUAUGAAUUCUAGUUAUAAUGUCUCAACCAGUACUCUGCGUGUUAUGAUGGAACAGUUCCAAUUUGGCAACAAGAUAUGUGAGGAGAUAGAAUUGAACAAGGCCCAGUGGAACGCACUAUUUGAGCCUUAUAUGUUCUUCGAAAGCUAUAAAAAUUAUUUGCAGGUCGACGUAAUUGCUGACGAUGCAGAUGACUUGCGUUCUUGGAAAGGCUGGGUGGAAUCGAGGCUUAGGCAGUUGACUUUGAUGAUUGAACGGGACACAUAUGGGAAGUUGCAAUGCCAUCCAUACCCUCACGAGUAUGUUGAUACAUCAAAGCAAUGUGCACAUACGGCUUUUUUCAUGGGUUUGCAGAGGAAACAGGGGGAGAAAGUUCAGGAAGGUCAGCAGUUUGACAUACGUGGGACGGUUGAUGAAUUUAGGCACUCCGUAAAUAUGUAUAUGUUCUGGAAACCGGGGAUGGAGAUAUAUGUGUCUCAUGUUCGCAGAAGACAGAUUCCUUCUUAUGUGUUUCCUGAUGGAUAUAAGCGAGCUCGAUCUAGAAUUUCAACCCAGCAUCAAGGUGAAAAAGCUUCCUCAGAAGAUGCUGAUGUGUGCAAGGGUGAAUCAGCUGAGAGAGACCUUAAAAAGAAGAAAAGCCUUGUAGGGGAGAAUGUGAAUCAAAGUGGUUUGAAGAAACGCAGAUCUCUCAGUCCAUACACAUGUGGUUCAGUAUCACCUGAAAUUGUUACUGACAAACCCCGCAACCUGUCUCAGGAGAAUUCUAUAUUAGGUUUAGUGGGAAAGGGAGAGACUUCUGAGUUGAACAUGACAUCGCAGGUUGGCAAAAGUUGCGACUUUCAGUCUAUUAACUUUAGUGCUAAUACUGGGUCCAUCAACCAAGAGCUGAAAGUAGCUGAGGUUGAUGAACGGUCAAAGUUAGAAAAUGCCGAAGGUGGCUGUGCUUCUAAUUUCAGUGCUGUUAGAGUGCUUGCCAGUGAGGUGGGUUCAUGUGAGGGAAUGCGGCUUGACUCUACCUUCGGAAGCAGUGAGGGGAAUAAUGGGAGUGCUGAGGUUAGCAUUGAUGGUAGUACCAAUCUGGGGUCUUCUCGGAGUGAUUCAUGUGAGGCAGAUUCGAACUCACCUUUGGAGGUUGGAUGUCCUGAGUUCGCAGGAGGCUUGCGAGAAGAAUUGGAGCCAAAUGCGGUGGUUGGGCUGGCACUUCAGCCGAGGGGCGGCAUGGACCCAGAGGUGCAAAAGCCAGUGAUAAGCUCGAUGGCAGGUUGAGUUUUACAUGAGCAGCUUUGAAAGGAUUGAAAUUGUGAAUCAACUGAUAAAAGUUCUUGGCUGUGAGGCCAUCAGAGUCAGAAAGACCAAAGGAGACAGAAAGCCAGCAGUUUCUGGUAAGUAUACUAAUUGCUGGCUUUCAUUUGUUUCUUUUUCAGGCGCAUUGGUACCUUCAUAUUGUGAAGCAAACUUCAACCAAAAUGUCAAAAAAAAAAAAAGGGAAGAAAAUUUGUCUUCGAACGUGAUGUGAAGUGUGAACUGCAAAGCUUUGCAGUUUGAUCUGUACAGUUCUAAUUUUAGACCGAAGCGCUUGCGCUUGAUGCUCUCACUGAUUAUUCCAGCAUUCUGUCAAGUAUGGGAAAAUGUCGCGAAAUAUGCUGGACUUGUUCGGUGGGUUUUUCUUUCUAUAGAAAGUGGUUUUGUUUAUGAGGAUGGAGGAUCUCGCCAUAUGGACAACGAGAUGCUUCGGUAGGUUAGUGUGUGUAGCAGGUUUCGAUGUUCUACUCUGUUUCCGAGUCAUUGUACACUACUGACGUGUAAUGUAACGGAUAUUUAGCCCCUC